GCACCUUCACGAGUGAUUUCCCUUCUUUGUCUCCUAAUACUCACGUCUUACACCACUGCUCAGCCAAACUUCCUAUACCACUCCUGUAUGAAUGACAAGGGUAAUUACACUGCAAACAGUCCCUAUAAGACCAACCUCAACACCCUUUUGUCCAAUAUAUCUUCCAACACAAAUAUCGAUUAUGGCUUCUACAAUUUCUCUCAGGGCCAAAACUCUGACAAAGUUAACGCAAUUGGGAUGUGCAGAGGAGAUGUUAAGCCAGACGCUUGCCGUAGUUGCCUAAACGAUUCGAGAGUCCUUCUCACAGAGCGUUGUCCAAACCAGAAAGAGGCCAUUGGGUGGUAUGAUAAUUGCAUGCUGCGCUACUCAAACCGCUCAAUAUUUGAGACCAUGGAACCUGCCCCUACGUACUUUCUGUGGAGCCCAAAUAAUGCAACUGAUAUGGAUCAGUUCAAUGAGGCUCUUAGGGGCUUGGUGGAUAGCCUCAGAAGCAAAGCUGCAUCGGGUGAUUCCCUUAAAAAGUAUGCUGCAGGAAGCGCAGCUGGUCCAAGCUUUCAAACUAUAUUUGCACUUCUACAAUGCACACCUGAUUUAUCAGAGCAACAGUGCAAUGAUUGCUUGGUUAGAGCUAUCUCAGAUAUCUCAAGUUGUUGUGCUGGCUAUACAAAUGGAAGAAUUGGAAAACCAAGCUGCAAUCUUAGGUUUGAUACAUCCCCCUUCUAUGACUCUUCAGCUGAUGCCUCUCCCAGUCCUCCCCCUUCAGACACCAAUACCCCCCCCUCAGAAGGAAACAGCAACACAACAAAAAUUGUCAUUGCGGUAGUUGUUCCAACUGUUGUCAUCGUUGUACUGGUCAUUUUUGUGUGGAUCUUCCUAAGAGCAAGGAAGCGAAGGAAUAGGAAGAAUGUUGACAAUGAAAGUAAAAUUGACGAUGAAAUUGAACCUAGUGAGACAUUGCAAUUCAACUUUGACAUCAUAAAAAUGGCUACAAAUAACUUUUCUGAGACAAAUAUGCUAGGAAGAGGAGGAUUCGGACCUGUUUACAUGGGUAAGCUUUCGGAUGGACAAGAAGUUGCUGUCAAAAGAUUGUCUAUGAAUUCCGGACAAGGAGAUGUGGAAUUUAAGAAUGAAGUACAGUUAGUGGCCAAGCUACAGCACCGAAAUUUAGUCAGGCUACUUGGUUUUAGUUUGGAAAGAAAAGAAAGGUUACUGGUUUAUGAGUUUGUACCCAAUAAAAGCCUUGAUUACUUCAUAUUUGAUCCAAUUAAGCGUGCACAUUUAGACUGGGAAGGGCGGUAUAAAAUCAUAGGAGGUAUUGCUAGAGGUCUGCUUUAUCUUCAUGAGGAUUCAAGAUUACGAAUUAUUCACCGUGAUCUAAAAGCAAGCAACAUUCUCUUAGAUGAAGAAAUGAAUCCUAAAAUAUCAGAUUUUGGCAUGGCAAAAUUGUUUGUGGUGGAUCAAACUCAAGGAAACACAAGUAGAGUUGUUGGAACUUAUGGUUACAUGGCACCUGAAUACAUAAUGCAAGGACAAUUUUCUGUAAAGUCAGAUGUUUUUAGUUUUGGUGUAUUGGUUCUAGAGAUAGUAAGUGGCCAGAAAAAUAGUGGUUUUCAACAUGGAGAGCAUGUAGAGGAUCUAAUAAGCUUUGCCUGGAAAAACUGGAGGGAGGGAACAGCAUCAAAUGUGAUAGAUCCCACAUUGAAUACAGGUUCAACGAAUGAAAUGAUGAGAUGCAUCCACAUUGGUUUACUCUGUGUUCAGGAAAACUUAGCUGAUAGACCAACCAUGGCUUCGGUUGUACUCAUGCUUAAUAGCUACUCUCACACACUCCCUGUGCCUUCAGAGCCUGCGUUUUUUAUGCGCAGCAGAGGCUUGUCACAGUCAGAUAUUCAAUCGUGGGAGAAUAAUUCAGGGACAACAGAAUCAAGAAAAUCAAAAGUCAAAUUGUAAAAGCAUACUCAAGUGAGGAAUCAACCGGUAUAAUUUAGUGAUACAAUUAAAACAACUGAUAGAGACCUGUUAAUAGCAACUACAGUUGAUGUUCAAACUAGAAUUGAAACAACUGAUGGAGACCAGCAGUACUAUGUGUGGAUCAAUACUGUACUAUAGAAAUCUAUUAGACUUUUUGGGCAUUGGCCGUUGUGUAUAUA
Molecule: messenger RNA, 2150 nt
Organism: Cajanus cajan (pigeon pea)
Lineage: Eukaryota; Viridiplantae; Streptophyta; Magnoliopsida; Fabales; Fabaceae
Product: cysteine-rich receptor-like protein kinase 26
Biological process (GO): protein phosphorylation
Cellular component (GO): plasma membrane
Molecular function (GO): ATP binding; protein serine/threonine kinase activity
Source: RefSeq, a predicted model, not a curated record